AUGACGACGUGGCCGGCUAAAUCUUCUCUGCCACAGACGGUAAGUCCAGUCUACUUUGUGCAGAGCCCACCGAACACAGACGUAGAAAAGAUAUCAACCGGAUCGGGUCUUAGCCCCUUCGGAUCACCCGUUAACCGACAGGGCCAGGUCAGUCACUACAACCAUGAUUCUGUGGCCGAGUCACCUUCGACUCUACGGUUCUCAGGACCAUUGAGAAACGGAUACAGCAGUCUCCAAGUGCAUGAUCACGGCCAUCCAAUCGACGAGGAUGAUGACGAUUACGAUGAAGUAGACGGUUCGGAUGAGAAAAGAGGAAGGAGAACGAGGUUUUACACUUGCUUGUUGUUUACGUUUGUGCUGGCCUUCACUAUCUUCUGUCUCAUUUUGUGGGGAGUUUCCAAAUCUUUCUCACCUAUUGUCACUUUGAAGGGGAUGGUAAUCGAGAGCUUGAACGUGCAAUCCGGGAACGACGCAUCGGGAGUGCUCACAGAUAUGCUCACUCUAAAUUCAACGGUCACGAUGUUAUACAAAAACCCUGGGACUUUCUUCACAGUCCAUGUCACCUCCUCUCCCUUCCAGCUCAGCUAUUCCCAACUCAUCCUCGCCUCCGGCCAGAUGGAAAAGUUCUCUCAGCGAAGGAAGACCAAGAGACUCAUUGAGACCAAAGUAAUAGGCAUUCAAAUUCCUUUGUACGGAGGCGUACCGGCUCUAUACGCGCAAAGAGCUAAACCGGACCGAGUUGUUUUGCCUUUGAAUUUAACUUUUACGUUGCUAUCACGAGCCUAUGUGCUCGGCCGAUUAGUCAAGACUAAGUUCUACACGAGCAUCAGAUGCAGCAUCACUUUCCAUGGCGAUAAACUUGGCAAGAAAAUUGAUUUCUUGAAGUCUUGCUCUGAUCAUUAAUAGAAAAUCAGCAGCGAAAUCAGUUCUUUAUGUUUAUUAGGGAUGAUUAAA
This is a messenger RNA of Brassica rapa (field mustard), 954 nucleotides long. RefSeq lists its product as uncharacterized. Lineage: Eukaryota; Viridiplantae; Streptophyta; Magnoliopsida; Brassicales; Brassicaceae. The record is from RefSeq and is a predicted model, not a curated record.